Molecule: messenger RNA, 1056 nt
Organism: Pneumocystis jirovecii RU7
Lineage: Eukaryota; Fungi; Ascomycota; Pneumocystomycetes; Pneumocystales; Pneumocystaceae
Product: tRNA N6-adenosine threonylcarbamoyltransferase
Exons: 7
Coding region: 1-1056 (351 amino acids)
Biological process (GO): tRNA threonylcarbamoyladenosine modification
Cellular component (GO): EKC/KEOPS complex; cytoplasm
Source: RefSeq, a predicted model, not a curated record
AUGACCAUAAAAGAGGAGAAAAAAGUACAUAUAGCCCUAGGAUUAGAAGGUUCGGCAAACAAGAUGGGAGUCGGUAUUAUUAAACAUCAAAGCAAUGAGCCAGCAGAAACAUUAGCAAAUCUACGACAUACGUAUAUUACACCGGCAGGUGAAGGUUUUUUGCCCAAGGAUACAGCAAAACAUCAUAAGAAAUGGAUACACUGGUUGAUCCGGGAAGCUAUGAAAAACAGCAAAUUAAAAAUGUCUGAUAUCGACUGGCCAGGAAUGGGAGCCCCACUUCAAGCGGUGGCUAUUGUAGCACGAACUCUUUCUCUUUUGUUUAAUAAACCGUUAGUAGGUGUUAAUCAUUGUAUUGGGCAUAUAGAAAUGGGACGGGAAAUCACGGGCGCAAAAAAUCCAGUAAUAUUAUAUGUAAGUGGUGGAAAUACACAGGUAAUUGCAUAUGCUGAAAAAAGAUACCGUAUUUUUGGAGAAACAUUGGAUAUUGCUGUCGGGAAUUGUUUGGAUCGUUUUGCACGGACGAUUCAUGUUUCUAAUGAUCCUAGUCCUGGUUAUAAUAUAGAACAGCUUGCUAAGAAAGGAAAAGUAUUGAUUGAGUUACCGUAUACAGUUAAAGGAAUGGAUUGUUCGUUUUCAGGCAUUUUAGGUGCAAUCAAUAUGAUUACAAAAGACCUUUUUGAGGGCAAUAGCAAAGUUUUUCGUAAAGAUUCUCCGUAUACUAAAGAAGAUUUAUGUUUUUCUCUUCAAGAAAAUAUAUUUUCUAUGUUGGUUGAAAUAACAGAGAGAGCUAUGGCGCAUGUAGGGAGUGAAGAAGUUUUAAUAGUUGGUGGUGUGGGUUGUAAUAAGAGGUUACAAGAAAUGAUGAUGUUAAUGGCACAAAGCAGAGGUGGGAAAUUGUUUUCUACAGAUGAAAGAUUCUGCAUCGAUAAUGGCUUAAUGAUUGCACAUGCAGGACUAUUAGCAUAUAAAACAGGGUUUCAGACGCCUAUAUGCAAUAGUCAGUGUACACAACGCUUUCGUACAGACGAAGUACUUGUUACAUGGAGAGAACCGUAA